AAACACCAAAGACGUAAAGAGAUACGUUUUCGUUUAGAUACAAGAGAAAAAAAAAGGAAAAACAACAUGUGAGUUAAAAGCGUUAAUCGAUUUUUGUAAAUCAAUAGAACUUCGACUAUAAAAGGAAAAGAUUCUCAAAGAAAUGGUAUCACAAUUGGAAUACUUCCAAACAGAACAGUUCAAAAAAUCUAGAUAAUAUAUAAAGAUUUAAUUUUUAAAUUAAUUGGAUUAUUUGAAAAUCGAUAAACAUGAAAAUAACGUUCGUUAUACUUUUUGCUUUGAUGUGCAUGAUUGCGGAUUUGGCUGCCUUUCCACAAAGUUAUACCAUUGACCGAUUUGAUAGGGCUUACCGUGACUUUGAUGACCCACAUCAUAUCGAUGAUUAUAGAAAUAGCCGUCUAAGAAGAACCUACUACACCGAUGAUGAUUUACACCGUAGCGGUGGAGGUUACUACCCAUCGUACCAACACUACAACAGUGCCCCAGCACCUGUGCCAGUUCGCAGAGAAGAUACCAAUAUCGAUAGAGCAUUGAAAUUCACACCUCUAGUUCGGUAUAAGUCAACACGUACCAAGCGCAAGAAGUUGUUCGUUCCAAAUCUUUGGGGUUAAGUAGUAUCUUCAAUUUCCACAACAAAAAAUUAAAAGUUCGAUGAGAGCAUAGACUGAGAUGUACGCGAUCACUAAAAAAAUGAAUUGUUGAAAGUGCUUUGGAAUUCGGAACCUGUGUACCUAUACCUACCAUUUUUUUUUUUAAAUAAUUUUUUAAUAUCCUAAAUGUUUUACAAA
Messenger RNA from Episyrphus balteatus (marmalade hoverfly), 788 nucleotides. RefSeq lists its product as uncharacterized. The transcript is spliced from 2 exons. NCBI's taxonomy places the organism in Eukaryota, Metazoa, Arthropoda, Insecta, Diptera, Syrphidae. The record is from RefSeq and is a predicted model, not a curated record. Bases 249 to 611 code for a protein of 120 amino acids.